Messenger RNA from Cryptococcus deneoformans JEC21, 2344 nucleotides. RefSeq names its product expressed protein. The transcript is spliced from 7 exons. Lineage: Eukaryota; Fungi; Basidiomycota; Tremellomycetes; Tremellales; Cryptococcaceae. Bases 45 to 848 code for a protein of 267 amino acids. Gene Ontology annotation, biological process: mitochondrial translation. Gene Ontology annotation, cellular component: mitochondrial small ribosomal subunit. The record is from RefSeq and is a predicted model, not a curated record. Gene Ontology annotation, molecular function: structural constituent of ribosome.
UGCUUUGAACGCUCCUUCAUUAUCUUCACCUUUUGCACACCAUAAUGUCGCUCUCAGCUCCCACUCGUAUCCUCCGAAAACCUACUCUAUCCCGCCAGUUCUCAACUAGCCUUCCUGUUCUUGCCUCUCGUGGCUCCUCAAAACCCGAGGGAUUGGGCGCUCGAUCGAGGCCUUGGUCAGUGCAGAACGUUCCCAAGUUUGCAUUUGACGACGCCACAAGUCUGGGAUGGAUGAGGAUGUUUAGGAUCCAGGAAGGUGAAGGAUUGGUGAGGAAAAUCGAAGAGGACAGAGAGGCCUUAAGAACUGCCAAUCAGACCAAGUUCACUCCACCCACCGCCCCCAUACGUUUGACAUCCACUAUUGACCUUGCCCGCCCAGACUCGCGUUACCAUACCAAAUGCGUUCUUCUUGUCCCCAUUGCCGCUCUUCCGUUGUCCACGCCAGAAGCUGUUCACAGGUUCAAACUCCUCGCUGGGCCGAGGUGGACUCCCGGGAAACCAGGGAGAAAUGAGUUUAUCAAGGAUGAGAACAGUGACGGCGAAAAUGGUUGGAUCAAGGUUAGUGAGGAAAGGUUUGAGAGUGCCAGACAAAAUAGGAGAUCGGCGUCGGAUAUCUUGGAGAGACUGGUCAACGCUGCCAAUGACCGCGAGUCUCCACUCCCUGCUGACCUUCCAAUUGACACUCGCCAUCUUCUUGCCCGUCACAGGAAGAAGCGGUCUCGUCAGAACACUUUCAAAUGGGCUCCCGGACAAGAGUUUUUGUCUCGUCAUCAAGAAGUUGGUGGCGUACGUGGCUUCCCUGUCAGUUGGCUACCGGAAGAACUCAGAGAAAGAGUUUCCAAGAAAUAAGCGUUUAUAAUGCAUUUUCUCUAUCCACCUUAGCCUCAUCAACUCUUUUUGAUGUCCGCACUCUUGUGUUCAUUUUAUUAUAGGGUAUUUUCUGGCAUCACUGGACGGGAAAAGAAGAAAACCGAACGCGCAAUCAAGGACACUGUAGUCUUCUGAAGUAAAGAAGGCUAAAAGAAACACACAUUGAAAGCGAGGCUUUAAACGUGGGAAGCACAAGAUAUAUACAAAUAAGUGAGCCAACUACGAGAAGACUCCAUUAAUAGAUUGAAUUAAAGGAUUAUAUAUGGACAAACAAAACUGGAAUAGCUUUACGUUCAUGCAGAGGCAGCGACAGGUGCGGCAGCAGGUGGUUGCGUAGCCUUAGGCUGAUGAACACAACUCCAAUGGCGCGGUUGCAACUGGCUGCUCGAGUUUUGGGGCCUCAGAGGCAACAACGGGUGCCUCGUUGAGCGGUUUGGUAGCCUCUUCUUUGGAAGUUUCUUCCGUGGAAGUCGGGAUACCUUCCUUUUUCUUGGGCUUGAAGAUGUCGCCAAUUCGAGCUGAGAGUCGUCGGUGAGCCUUGAGAUUAGACUUAGCCGCUUGCUCUUUGGCCUCGUCUUUUUUAUCCUCGAUCUUGUUUUCCUCGGGAGCUGGAGCAACUUCGGCUGGGGCGUCAGCAGAGGUGGCGGUGUCGCUGAAAUAAACGACGCUUAGUCCUCUGAUGCUGCUGAAUAACACAUGCCUCAACUCACAUUCCUUUGAGUGCCCCAGUGUCGGGAGAUUUGACAGUAGGCUCAACAGCUUCGAUGGGAGCAGAAGUUCCGAUGACAGGUUCCGAGGUUGUAGGGACAGACGGGGGGGCGGCAUCAUCACCUUCGGUCUCGACGGGUGCCGCAGCGGUCACUGGAUCAGCCUUCUCGGCCUGUCCAAAUGUGGAGAUUUGUCUCUGUUACCGAAGAAUUUGGCAAAGAAACCUUUGCCCUCGGCCUUGGUUUUUUCAGUCCUUUCCUGCAUUGUUAUUCAUUAGCAACACUCUUUUGGCUUUUGGCAUACUAAUUCACCUUGACUGCCGAUUUCUUUACCUCUUUCUUUCCCUCUUUGAUCUCAGAGGGCUUGGGGACCUCUUCGGUAGUCUUGGCCCCUUCCCCCGUCGUCGUACCCUCCACAAGCUUGUCAGCCUCAGUAUUGUCUACUUUGUUUCCAAGCUCAGGUCCGGGCUGGGCGGUGCCGGCCUCAGUAUUUGCGACAUCUCCAAAUACUCACUUCUUUGACGAGGGGUUCAGUGAUGUUGGGUGCAGCUACUUCAGAGACAGGUUCCUGGGCCUUGAAAAUUUCCUUGGCCUCUUGGGAAGGCGGGGUAGCCUCGGCGACAAGGGCAUUAGCAGUUUCGGCGGGGGCCUGCACAGAUGUAAUUGCAGGAAUUGAUUUGGAAGGUAAGAUGUUGAGGAAUGAGGUCAUUAUGCGCGGUGGCAAAUUCCGUUAGCGGAAGUAAACGGGAAGUUAAGGCGGUAGCAAGG